Messenger RNA from Vigna unguiculata (cowpea), 2030 nucleotides. RefSeq names its product serine/threonine/tyrosine-protein kinase HT1-like. NCBI's taxonomy places the organism in Eukaryota, Viridiplantae, Streptophyta, Magnoliopsida, Fabales, Fabaceae. The record is from RefSeq and is a predicted model, not a curated record. Gene Ontology annotation, biological process: protein phosphorylation. Gene Ontology annotation, molecular function: ATP binding; protein serine/threonine kinase activity.
AGAGUAGCAUAAGAUAUAUGUAUUGGAAUGAGGCAAUGGUUUUGACAGCAGAAGGAAAAACAGUAAUACGUAGAAAUCAAUCACAUGUUUGGUAUAAACUGAGAGAGGUCCAUCUCUUGCAGUUGGCACUUGUCUGUUGUUUCUUCUUUUGUUAUGGAAGAUGCCACUUGUACUCUCAAACUUUUCAUGGCCCCAACAAGGAUGGGGAUAUAUCCAAAGUCUGAGAACACUGCAAAAGCAAACACCAAUAGUUGGAUGUACCAAUCGCCAAGCUCAAGUCACCUCGCUUUGCAUUGUGUCCACUUAGCACUGCAUUCAUUCAUCAUAAUCCCAUCACCAACUAACUUCAAUUAUAAAUUCUCCCAAAAACUCUAUCUCUCACUCUCUAUAACAAGCUACUCCACUUUUUCCCAACCACUCACGAGACACCCUUGAAACUUUUCUUCCUCUCAAUUCCUCCUUAUGCUACUGUGAAAAACCAAUGAAAUCCCCACUUCCUUCUUUUUUUCUACUCCACUCUUGAAUGCCGUGAGAUAUUUCAUAUCCUUCACAAUUCUUAUACACCAAGUAUUGAUAUUCAUACUCAAAUAAACCGUGGCCUUUCUGCUUACGUGGAUUGAUUAUCAAAGGGUGCAGUUGCAAUAUACAUCACCCUCAAGAUGGUUUUAAAAUACUUAUACUAGUUCUUCAUCCUACGUUGGAGCUCGUGUUUGGAAGAUUUGUCAUGACUGUAUGCUCUGACACUCUUCGUAUCAUUGUUCAAAAAUACACACUUGUUUUCUAGGUUCAAUGGCGGGGUCAUGUUUCCAUGGACUAAGGCUAAGGAUGUCUAAGAGUAAACCUUUACCAGACCCUUCAUCCUCCUCCAAGUUAAGGUUGGAGAGUGACACGGAGAACAAUGAAAGGAAGAGAUUUGAUAGCAUGGAAUCGUGGUCCAUGAUAUUGGACUCAAUGGAUACAUGGGAGGCUUCAAAGGAGGAGGGGGAGCAAGAGGAAUGGACUGCCGACCUAUCACAGCUUUUUAUCGGCAACAGGUUUGCUUGUGGAGCUCACAGCCGAAUUUACCGUGGAGUCUACAAGCAGAGAGCAGUUGCUGUGAAAAUGGUGAAGAUGCCAUCCCAGGAUGAGGACAAAAAGGAAUUACUAGAGGAGCAAUUUAACUCUGAAGUGGCUUUGCUUUCACGUCUCUUCCAUUUUAACAUUGUGGAGUUUAUUGCAGCAUGUAAAAAACCGCCGGUGUACUGUAUCAUAACAGAAUACAUGUCACAAGGGAAUCUAAGGAUGUAUCUGAACAAGAAAGAGCCAUACUCACUCUCACUGGAAAUAAUAAUAAGGUUGGCUCUGGAUAUAUCAAGGGGCAUGGAGUACCUUCAUUCACAAGGUGUGAUUCACAGAGACUUGAAGUCAAGUAAUUUGCUCCUCGACGAUGACUUGAGGGCUAAGGUGGCGGAUUUUGGCACAUCUUGUCUUGAAACAAGAUGCCGGAAAAGCAAAGGGAACUCGGGAACAUAUCGUUGGAUGGCACCAGAGAUGGUUAAGGAAAAACCUUAUACUAGAAAAGUUGAUGUCUACAGUUUUGGUAUUGUGCUUUGGGAGCUCACUACUUCUCUACUUCCUUUCCAAGGAAUGACCCCAGUGCAAGCUGCUUUUGCUGUGGCUGAGAAGAAUGAAAGGCCUCCUCUGCCAGCAAGUUGUGAACCAGCACUGGCACAUCUGAUAAAGCGUUGUUGGUCAGGAAACCCGUCGAAACGACCAGAUUUCAGCGACAUUGUUUGUACAUUGGAGAAGUACGAUGAGUGUUUGAAGGAGGGCGUACCAAUGAGCCAUCAUUCAGGGCUAGUAAGCAGAAAUGUUAUUGUCGAACGCCUAAAAGGCUGUGUAUCAAUGACCUCCUCCAUACCCGUCUAUGCUUGAUUCUACCUAAGAACAUAUAUGCAAUAGAGUAUACACCACUUGUUACACCAAAUCUAUCCAAAAAAAAUAAUCCAUAUCAAUUUCGUAAAAUAAAAACCCCAUUAAAUUUACUUUUU